UUCGAUUUGUAUAUACUGCUGUUGGAUGUCUGAUGAUGGUUGGGAAUAGCUUAACUGCUGGUUUGGGUGAAUAGAUCCUGUAUUGUCUUGAGGAGGAUGUUGAUUGUCGGUAUGAAUUGGUGCUAGAUGGGAUAUUCACUAGGCAGGAAACUGCUCUUUCAUUGAAGGCUGAAGCUACACAGCUGGAUCUUCAAUACUUAAGCUCCUCUGGUUUCCUCUUUCUCUUCUUCUACCUCUUCCAUUUUCUCUUCUGUAUCCAACUUCCUUACACACUGAAUCUGUACUUCUAACCUUAUCUUGCAUCUCCUCCAUCAUCCCGAAUCAUCAUGGCGAGUUCUCAGGCUUGCACGUGGUAUACUUCAAAUACAUCAAAGGCUGGCUCAUGUUCCCCUGUUCUCAAAACCACCUCGUCGAAGCCAAAUCAGGAGUAUCUCUGGCAACCUAUCUUCUUUUUCACCAACGCCGCCGCCACCGCCACCACCGCCACGGCCGUGCCCGGCCCCCUCCACAAACGACGACCUUUUGUUGUUUAGGCUGGGUGGUUUUUGGGGGCUCCCAUCGCAGGCCAUGCAGGA
This is a messenger RNA of Aspergillus aculeatus ATCC 16872, 575 nucleotides long. RefSeq lists its product as uncharacterized. NCBI's taxonomy places the organism in Eukaryota, Fungi, Ascomycota, Eurotiomycetes, Eurotiales, Aspergillaceae. The coding region runs from base 327 to 533 and encodes 68 amino acids. The record is from RefSeq and is a predicted model, not a curated record. The transcript has a single exon.